CAAAAAAGGAAGGGUCCGAAAAUAUAAAGAUGCUUUCUUUCUACGGUCUUCAAAUUUCUCUUUCUUUCUCUCUCGUUCAAAUCUCUGACCUCCCUCUCAUCCUCUGUCUGUAUCCUUCUACAGAUUCCCUCUGUUUCUCAAUUCUGCAAACCUCUUUUCUCUAUGUCUGUUUCUUGUUCUUUUCUGGGCUUCUCCUGUCUUGUCUUUCUUCCAAAUUCAACAAUAAAAAACUGGGUUUAUUGUGAUUGUUAAUUUGUUAUUGACAUUGUUGUUGUUUGUUGUAAAGAGAUCUGUUGCCUGUUGGGGUUUCAGAAUUAUAUGAGAAAGCUUGUUAACGAGAGUUUGUUGUUGUUGUUAUUGUGUAUAUUCUGCUUUCUUAGCUCUCACGUUCUUCGAAAGGAUUCUUCCGCCCUUCUCAUUCGCCGCCGCUCUCGUUGGGGUAAAUGCGGCUAAUUUUCCCUCUUUCUUCUCGAUAACAGAAAUUUACAAUAUUUUCUCCUCUUUCUUUGAGGAUUUUACAAAAUAAUUGAAAAAUUGUAGUUCCUGGGUUCUUCACCACUUUGUGAUCUUUUAGUAAUCCUUGCAAUUAUAUCAAGAUGCAGCUAGAUCAGCGCAAGAAGGGUGUCAAAGACACAGAAUUCUUCACCGAAUAUGGUGAAGCAAAUAGAUACAAAAUUCUUGAAGUUAUAGGGAAGGGAAGCUACGGAGUUGUUUGUGCAGCAAUUGAUACACAUACAGGGGAGAAAGUCGCCAUUAAAAAAAUAAAUGAUAUUUUUGAGCACAUUUCUGAUGCCAUUCGGAUCUUGCGAGAAGUAAAACUAUUGAGGCUACUGAGACAUCCAGAUAUAGUUGAGAUCAAACGCAUUAUGUUGCCUCCGUCAAAGAGAGAUUUCAGAGAUAUUUAUGUAGUCUUUGAGCUUAUGGAGUCUGAUCUUCAUCAAGUCAUCAAAGCUAAUGAUGAUUUGACUCGUGAGCACCAUCAGUUUUUUCUUUAUCAAAUGUUGCGUGCUCUAAAAUAUAUGCAUACAGCUAAUGUGUACCAUCGGGAUCUCAAACCCAAGAACAUAUUGGCAAAUGCCAAUUGCAAACUAAAAAUUUGUGACUUUGGCUUGGCUAGAGUAGCAUUCAAUGAUGCUCCGACCACUGUAUUCUGGACGGACUAUGUGGCUACAAGAUGGUAUAGGGCCCCAGAACUUUGCGGAUCGUUUUGCUCUAAGUAUACACCAGCCAUUGAUAUUUGGAGUAUUGGGUGCAUCUUUGCGGAGGUGCUCACUGGCAAGCCAUUGUUUCCAGGUAAAAGUGUUGUUCAUCAGUUGGAUUUAAUCACAGAUCUUCUGGGUACACCCUCGUCUGAUGUUAUAUCUGGGGUCCGCAAUGACAAGGCACGCAAAUAUUUAACAGACAUGCGAAAAAAGCAACCUGUUCCAUUCUCUCAGAAAUUUGCAAAUUCGGAUCCUUUAGCAUUGAACUUGCUACAAAAAUUGCUAUCUUUUGAUCCCAAGGAUAGACCAACGGCAGAACAGGCACUAGCCGAUCCAUACUUCAAGGGUUUAUCUAGAGUAGAGAGAGAACCCGCAUGCCAAUUGAUUUCAAAAUUAGAGUUCGAGUUUGAGAGGAGAAGAGUGACCAAGGAUGAUGUUAGGGAGCUGAUAUAUCGUGAAAUCCUUGAAUACCAUCCACAAAUGCUCAAAGACUACUUGAACGGAAAUGAAGGGUCUAAUUAUAUUUAUCCUAGUGCUAUCGGUCAAUUUAAACAGCAGUUUGCUCAUUUGGAGGAAAAUUGUGGUCAAAGUGGACCGGUCAUCCCUCUAGACAGAAAACAUAUCUCCCUUCCAAGGCCUACGGUGCACUCUAGUAUCAUACCCCCCAAUCCCAAGUCACAGCCGAUGGCAUCAUCAUACAGGGAUCAUCAAAUGAAAGAGGAAAUGAGAGCAUCAGAAAGUUAUGGAAGCUUAUCAAGCUCUUCACGACAGCCACCAAGAGUUCCGUCAGCAGCAAAGCCAGGAAGAGUUGUAGGACCUGUUGUACCAUAUGAGGCUGGUACAAGUAUGAAAGAAGGAAAUGAUGCUAGGAUAAGUGUGCAAAAUGCAGUACGUAGGCCGCAGAAUGCCUCGCCACAGUAUUUCUAUAGACCAAACAUGACACCAUCUCAAUCCAAGCCUGUUACUGCUGAAAACUCUGUAUGGAACAAGCAGCAGCAGCUGCCUGUAAAUUCAACUCAUGAAAUUGCUAUUGACAUUAAUACAACCCCAUAUCAGGCAAAGCCGGAGCAGUAUAACAGCAGCAGAAUUGCACUUGAUGCUAAGCUAAUGCAAGCUCAAACCCAGUUUGGUGCGUCGGCUGUUGCUAUGGCAGCUCAUCGGAAUAUAGGCACCGUUCAUUAUGGAAUGUCGUAAAAUCUUUUGCCUUGUAUGUUAAAAGGGUAUCGUGCCCGAAGUUGUUUAUCCAAGAAGGUUGAGGUUUGAUGUCCUCCUUGUCUUGGAUGUUGGACAAUUAUGUAAUGUGUCAUCACUCAGUUUGAGUUGUAUCCUAAUAGUAGAUUGCUCGAUAGUUGUCUAAUAUUUUCUAGUUAAAGUAAUAGACAAUUGGAAUGAGUACAUAAAUAAGUUUAUUCAGAAUACUGUUGCAUUUUGUAGUAGUAGAUUGCUAUUACUUGAAUAAAAUAAAUUGGAUUGUAAGGCAUAACUAGAGGUGUUCAAAAAUAGAUUCGAUAUUCGCCUGACCUUAAAAUUGGAUCGACUUAACC
This is a messenger RNA of Amaranthus tricolor (Joseph's coat), 2746 nucleotides long. Its product is annotated as mitogen-activated protein kinase 19-like. The transcript has 10 exons. The record is from RefSeq and is a predicted model, not a curated record. Gene Ontology annotation, biological process: protein phosphorylation; intracellular signal transduction. Gene Ontology annotation, cellular component: nucleus; cytoplasm. Bases 597 to 2396 code for a protein of 599 amino acids. Gene Ontology annotation, molecular function: MAP kinase activity; ATP binding. Lineage: Eukaryota; Viridiplantae; Streptophyta; Magnoliopsida; Caryophyllales; Amaranthaceae.